CUGUGCAGUCAGCAGCUCUGGAUUGCAGAUGCAUGCUGCGCCACGUGCGAUUCAGAGACAUCAUCGUCGCGGGAGCUAUCGAAGCAUGAGCAUACUGUUUGUCAGAGCGCUGGACGACUAUUCGUGGAUGGAGAAACGUGGCAGUUAGCGCCCUGCACUUCAUGCACAUGUCGAGUGGGCAAUGUGCUGUGCCGCGUGGUUGAGUGUCCACCAAUCGCAUGUAUUGCUCCAAAGUACCGCCAACAAGUUUGGGUAAUGUGGUUUGCACGGACAGUGAUCAUGUUGUACAUGUUGCCGGGUCCAGCUGGAAGACAGACGAAUGCACCUCUUGCAAGUACAUUUCUUUUCUUGUUAUAAAA
Gongylonema pulchrum is the source of this 359-nucleotide messenger RNA. The record is from the annotation of a GenBank genome assembly. NCBI's taxonomy places the organism in Eukaryota, Metazoa, Nematoda, Chromadorea, Rhabditida, Gongylonematidae.